UCAGACUGGUAUCACUCACAAUGGGGCAUUAGACAACACAAACUCCAUAACGUUGGACUGGAGAGCGCCAAGCGUUGCUCGUUCUGAUCUGACUGUGAGGUGCACAGUGGUGGAGACGAUGACGACUGUGUACACACAGAUACCAUCAAAUACCAUUACAGCUCCUGUUUUUGAUCCUACCGCCACGCAACCACCUGCAAUCACCAUACCAACCCAGAGACCGGUGAUUUCUAUUGUGGAUAUUCUCGACGCAUGCCGUGGAAGCUCUCCUAGCAAGUUCUGCUUUACCCAGCCUUCCAGUUGCAACUCGACUAGCGACUGCAGAUUCGUGUAUACCCACCGUGAGGUGGGCCCUGACAUGCUGGAGGUAGAGCUGUUUGGGGUGACUGGACCCGAUUCAGGCUGGUUAGCUAUAGCUUACAGUGCCGAUGAUGAAAUGGGAAAUGAUGACGUGUUAGCCUGUGAAGUGACGACUAAUGGUAUAGUUGUGGCCAAGAACUUGCACAACUUUGGGCGGUCCAACGUUCGUGACACUGGAAGCUCAGCUAGUCCCUUUAUUACAACUCUGGAGACACUGCGCACUUCAAACACUCUCUAUUGCAGGUUCCAGCGUCCACUAAUGACUAAUGCGAGUGCUGUGGAUGAUUUUGACCUGUCACAGCCAUGGACGUAUUUCUUCGGCAGUCGCAGCACCGGCCUAGGCAAUGCCAACGGAGCACUUAGUGGACAGCACAAUGCCAUACCGGUAGCCUCCACUGAGCCGUACACCUCACAGAGCACUGGCUUCUUAGGCAAUGCCAACGGAACACUUAGUGGACAGCCCAGUACCACACAGAUAGCCUCCACUGAGCCGUACACCUCGCAGAGCACUACUGGCUUUAGCUCUGCGUCCGCGUUGAGCAGAAAUGCCAUUGUUCAGUAUAGUAUUCUGGUUUUGGUGAUCACUGUGAUUUUGUGGGGUUAAUGCAGUUAACCCUUGUUAGCGCUCAUCACAGACUCCCACUGCUCAUUUUCUCAUGUUCCUUAUACAUAGGCAUGUCCCUUUUACCUUUGGCACCUGCAUACAUGUGCAACGUAUGCACUGCCGUACACGUCUGCAGGUGCACACUCAUGCACUCACUGGGCUACCCAAUACGCCUCAGUGCUACAUGCAGCGUGCCGCAGCACGCAGGCACCAUAUAAGGUACACAGGGCAGUGCGCCUGUCCCGGCUCCGGGUCACACUUACAGCUCAGCACGCAUGCAGGUAAAAGGUUUCACAGAACUGUGCGCCUGUCCUGGCUCCGGUUUGUACUUACAGCUCAGCGAUCAGAAAUAUAUUUUUCUAUUACAGCAGUUUGGAGAGCUCAAACUGUUUAGUUGUUGUUUUCUGCCUCUUGCUCCGCAGUAGUGGUUGGCUUGUGAAUUCUUUUUCCCACCAUCCCACCCUUACCACUAUCUAUAACUAGGACCUCACUACCGGUCCACUCUUCACAAUAAACACCGGGUGCUGGCGCAACUCUUAACGGCAAUGGUUUAACUCGUUCAAUCACUCCGUGCUCUAUGUUAAGUCAACACACGCGCUCUAUGUUGAGCCACCAUACGCGCUCUAUGUUGAGCCACUCACUCUCUCGCGCUCUAUGUUGAGCCACUCACUCUCUCAUGCUCUAUGUUGAGCCACUCUCUCUCUCUCUCUCUCUCUCUCUCUCUCUCUCUCUCUCUCUCUCUCUCUCUCUCUCUCUCUCUCUCUCGUGCUCUAUGUUGAGCCACAUUGCCUCACUCGCAGCCAGCACCCGUAUAACUCCAAACUCUGUGCCC
Messenger RNA from Sycon ciliatum, 1796 nucleotides. RefSeq names its product DOMON domain-containing protein FRRS1L-like. Gene Ontology annotation, biological process: regulation of glutamate receptor signaling pathway. Lineage: Eukaryota; Metazoa; Porifera; Calcarea; Leucosolenida; Sycettidae. The record is from RefSeq and is a predicted model, not a curated record. The transcript has 9 exons. The coding region runs from base 119 to 964 and encodes 281 amino acids.